CUCUGCGUCUAUUAUACAUAAGUACAUAGUAUAUUUUACACCAGACACAACUUCAAUCACGAGUGCCAUUUACUGAUAAAUAAGGACGUUGUAAAUAGCUGUCUUUAUAAAUUGACACCGUUAAUCUAACUAAAUAGAUAAUUCUUAACACUAAUUUGCCAAUUCCCUUAUUUGUUUUGAGGCCAUAUUUAAAAUAUCCGUUAAACUAUCCAAAUUAUCAUUUCCUUAAGAGCUUUAUCUAGCUAACGGUCAAUAGGCUAGAGACUUCCAUCGUUAAAUUAGUGAUAGUCGAGUCUUCAGCUUGGAUAAAAGUGUUAAAAGUGAUAAUAGCGCAAUGAAUCUUUUAAAUAUUAUACCGAUUAUUUUAUUUAGCGUUAUGUGUGAAACUUUGGAAGUAAACAACAAGUCACAGCACUACGGUAAUAACAGCAGAGACAAGUUGGAAUUCAAUGAAAACAAUACAAAUAAGGUUUCGGCAACAGAGGAUUAUCCGAAAAAUAAAGUACAAAUAAAAGUGUACUACGAAUCCCUUUGUCCAGGCAGUAUCGACUUUUUCAAGAAUCAACUCCGCCCCGCAGUAGAGGCGCUGGCACCAUUCUUGGACAUACAUUUGGUGCCUUACGGAAAUGCCAAGACGCGUGAAGUGUCUGGACAUUUUUAUUUUAAGUGCCAGCACGGGCCAGAGGAGUGCUUCGUCAACAGACUUCACGCGUGUGCUGUGGAUGUCCUGAGGAAUGAGUCUCAGGCCGUGAUUUUCAACGCCUGCCUCAUGCAAUACAGCAAGUUUAGGAGGCUCCCAAAGUUUGAUUACCGCAUAGUGGUUAGCUGGUGCAAUUACACACUACAGUUACGAACCCAGGGGAUUUGGGAAUGCGUUAACGGAGACCGAAGUUCUGCUCUGCUCAAGGCUUACGGAGUAGAAACACGAGCCCUCAGGAUUUCGUACGUCCCGUACGUCGUAUUAGGGAGUUCAACAGAUGGCCCAGACGAUGCUGGUGGUGAUCUUAUGUCCACGAUAUGUCAUAAGUUAAACCCAGCACCUCCGCCUUGUGAAAAAUGGAUAGGAGCUUAAUUUUAGUAAAACAUAUUAACAUUAAAAUAAA
This is a messenger RNA of Ostrinia nubilalis (European corn borer), 1103 nucleotides long. RefSeq names its product gamma-interferon-inducible lysosomal thiol reductase-like. The record is from RefSeq and is a predicted model, not a curated record. Lineage: Eukaryota; Metazoa; Arthropoda; Insecta; Lepidoptera; Crambidae. The transcript has 5 exons. Gene Ontology annotation, molecular function: oxidoreductase activity, acting on a sulfur group of donors, disulfide as acceptor. Bases 335 to 1072 code for a protein of 245 amino acids.